Messenger RNA from Pelodiscus sinensis (Chinese soft-shelled turtle), 1003 nucleotides. RefSeq names its product C-C motif chemokine 20-like. Gene Ontology annotation, biological process: immune response. Gene Ontology annotation, molecular function: chemokine activity. The record is from RefSeq and is a predicted model, not a curated record. Lineage: Eukaryota; Metazoa; Chordata; Testudines; Trionychidae. Gene Ontology annotation, cellular component: extracellular region.
GCCAAAGCCAGCAGAUCAGAGCAGCCAGUUUUCUGAAACAUUUGAAGUGCAGACCUUCUUACUGAACUGAAAAUGACCAACUUCAUCAGCAGAAACUUGAUCUUUGCUUCUUUGAUGGGACUGCUGCUCCUCUGCCUGUCUGGCAUUUCUGAAGCACAAAACAACCACGACUGCUGCCUCUCUUACUCCACAGUCCGGCUACCUCGAUGGGCCAUAAACGGUUACACAGAACAGUUAUCAACUGAAGUGUGUGACAUCGAUGCUAUCAUUUUUCACACAAAGAAUGGACGGAGUGCUUGUGCAAAUCCAGAGGAGCGCUGGGUGAAGAAGCAUCUUCUUUGGCUGAGCCAGAAACUCAGGAAGAUGUCACUGUAAUGUGGGGUGUGAAAUGAAACUAGACACAAAGGCGACUACAGAACCUAAACUAGGUUGGAAUCGUCUCUUUGUACACGGUGUGUGCUUACUGACCAUUGUUCCUGGAUUCUUUGGAACCAUUGAACAACUGAAGUUGAUUCAUAUUGCAUCUUUCAGUUGCUUGACUUAAGCAUUUUUGUUAAAGUUGCUUUUUUCUUCUGUCAAUAUACAAUAUUUGAUUACUGUGUAAAGAAGAAAACAGUCUUAUGUUGUUACUAGGGGGCUGCGACCUCUGCUUGCUAUGCUCUUCUAUUCUCCUCCCUAGCUGCUUUCGUAGCCAGAGAGCGUGAGAGCAUGACAACGUGAUGAUGUCAUUCUGUCAUCCAGCAGGAAAAACUUUUUUAUAUAGAAAGAUACAAAAUACGUGCCGUAUGUGAUUUAGAGCAUUUGGAUGUCACUUGUGCUAUUUAGCAUAAGUAAAAUAGAUAAUUUAUUCUAUUUAUUUGUUAAAUCUUAGGCAUUUUUUUUUGUGCCAACGCUCUGUUCCCUUUAGUUUUAAGUAAUGUGAUAAACAACAAAUGGAUUAAAUAUGUUGGACUGUUGUAAAAACAUGUGCUUGAGAGAAUAUGUAGAUUAUGGAAAUUUUAAA